Molecule: messenger RNA, 2587 nt
Organism: Entelurus aequoreus (snake pipefish)
Lineage: Eukaryota; Metazoa; Chordata; Actinopteri; Syngnathiformes; Syngnathidae
Product: growth arrest and DNA damage-inducible protein GADD45 alpha-like
Exons: 3
Coding region: 17-505 (162 amino acids)
Biological process (GO): regulation of cell cycle
Cellular component (GO): nucleus; cytoplasm
Source: RefSeq, a predicted model, not a curated record
AAAGUGAUGCGUUGCAAUGUUAUGGGCAUUAAUAAUAAAAGCCAUGAAGAUCAAUAGGAUGCUUGUGUUGGUCAGGAUGGAUUCUGUGGCUCAAGCCUUGGAGGAGGUUCUGAGUGCCGCCUUACCUCAAGGUUGCAUCACUGUCGGCGUCUACGAGGCCGCCAAGUCUCUCCAUGCAGAUUCCGACAACGUGGUUCUGUGCGUGCUGGCUUCUGACGACGGCGACCAGCAGGACGUGGCCCUGCAGAUCCACUUCACGCUCAUCCGCGCCUUCUGCUGCGACAACCACAUCGACAUCGUGCACGUCGCCAACACCCGCCGUCUGGCCGAGCUGGUGGGAGGAGCCAAGGCCGCGGGGGAACCGCUGGACCCGCACUGUGUUCUGGUCACGAACCCGCAGACCUGGUCCUGGAAGAGCUCGGCGCUUGGGAAGCUCCAAAGGUUCUGCGGGGACAGCCGGCGCUGGGACCAGUGGGUUCCGAUGGUCCACCUACCGGACCGGUGAAGUCCGCCCCGCUUGUAAAAGUGUGCAGUGUUGACCUCGGUCGGGGUCUUUGGAAGGGAAGCAGCAAGCUGGACCGGGUCGGGAAGGAGUUGACUCGGCAGUCUGGCUCCAGGUGGGCGGUCCGAGACCUUUGUGACGAUGACGAGGAGGAAGGUUGUUUUAGUCGCCGUUGGAGCUCACUGGACUUCCUGUCGCGAGUCAACAAGUUCUGGUUCCAGAAGCUUCUCCUGCUCCAAAUGGUUCACUCUAGAAAAGGGAAUCAACAAAAAUGUCAUUUGCUCUUUACACGCAGUCAACAAACAUGUUGUCAUGGUAACCAGGAGGACAAGCAAUAAACUUCCAUUCAGGAUCUCAUCUUUUGGCAAACUUUUCUGUUUAGGAACUUUUGGCCCGUGCCAAAGAUGUCUCGGUGUUAAUACUUGGUCCAAGGGCCAUAUUGGACCUGAUGCUUUCCCUUCAAGACGUUUCGAGGUCUUUAACGUGCACCAAAAGUCUCCAUAUUUGGAACAUGAACUUUUUAAAACUGGCUCCCGAGCGCCACCUUUAAAAUGAGAAAAAAAAUUAGCCACGCCCACCCGUUUCACGUAGGGACAGGAAAAUGUCAGGAGACGUCUAUCAUGACAGGACGCACAUAAAAGUCCCAGGGACCCACACCUGAAAACGAACAGGAAGUCGGCCAUCUUGGUUUUCGUCUUCCAUUUUUCGGUGGAAAAAAGGGGUGGUACUUUAAGGAACCGAAUGAGUGGCGGUUAAAUGACAGAAAGUACACUUAUAGGAGAUGAUGAGUUGCCAACAAAGUUUUCCUACGCCAUAAGAUGUGGGCGUGGCAUGGCGCCAAACUUCGCUUCGGUUGUUAUUGGCCAUUUUUCGGCUAAGAAAAGGGGUCUUACUCCAACCUCCUGCCUUUGCUGAUUUUACUGUGUGAGUGGAUUAGGUUUUUUAAACCCUGUUUGAAAUUUCUGAUCAAUUGUGAGGGCACCAAAGGGACAUCUGUGUGCGCACGCUUGUUGGCAGAGCAGCACGUAUCGGGCUGUGAAUCUUUGGGCACCACACAAUUCCACUUGAUUCCAUUCUUGGGGGUAACGAUUCGAUACAGAAUUGAUUUAAAAUCUAUACUUUUUUAACAACAUUGGGUGCUAGUUCUAUGAUUAACUACAGCUCUGAUACAUUUGAUACACUUUACUUAAAAGAAAACUGGUUUUGUUUAAUAAAAUGCUUCCAAAACAUUUAAAAUACAAAUAAGGCAACAAGAGAAGUAUCCAACAAUUCUCUUUUCUAAAGUAAAUGUGUACGGCAGAUAUAGAUCAUCUACCGUAAUUUCCGGACAAUAAGUCGCACCAGCUAAAUUUAGGGGAAAAUACAGAUUGCUCCAUAUAUAAGCCGCACCCGACUAUAAGCCGCAGGGUUUUGAUGUGUAAUUAGCGUAGUAUAUAGUGUAAUUAGCGUAGUAUAGAGUGUAAUUAGCGUAGUAUAUAGUGUAAUUAGCGUAGUAUAUAGUGUGAUUAGCGUAGUAUAUAGGGGUUCCUGCUACCACGGAGGGGAUUGUCGGGACAGAGAUGACUGUUUGGGAACGCAAAGCGUCCCAUUUAUUAACAAUAAAUCUUUCAAUCAUUCAAUCAAACUUUCACAUCUUUGACAUGGCGAACAGCAUUCAUGCAGAGUACAAAUAAUACAACGCUGCAAAGUAAUACAAAGUGCUUGCAUGUACGCUAUCAAAAUAACCAGCCUACCGGUAUAUGAAAAGUCAGUCUUUAAUCAUUGUGUCAUCGUCUUCCUCCUGCGUACUAAAACCACAGAAAUCCUCUUCGUCGGUGUCGGAGAAGAACAGGCCGUAUAUAAGCCGCACCCUUGUAUAAGCCGCAGGGACCAGAACGAGGGGGAAAAGUAGCGGCUUAUAGUCCGGAAAUUACGGUACAUCUACUAUAUGACUUGCCUGAGUGGCUGGACAGGAGAAAUUUAAAUUAAAAAAAAUAUAUAUACAAAAAAAAAAGUUUAUAUAUAUACACAUAUAUACAUACACAUAUAUACAUAUGUUUUUUCUUCUUCCCCCAAAUCAAUUAAGAAUUGUUACAAACAAGAAUU